Molecule: messenger RNA, 2496 nt
Organism: Coprinopsis cinerea okayama7#130
Lineage: Eukaryota; Fungi; Basidiomycota; Agaricomycetes; Agaricales; Psathyrellaceae
Product: ATP-binding cassette transporter
Exons: 6
Coding region: 1-2496 (831 amino acids)
Biological process (GO): peroxisome organization; fatty acid beta-oxidation; very long-chain fatty acid catabolic process
Cellular component (GO): peroxisomal membrane
Molecular function (GO): ABC-type transporter activity; ATP hydrolysis activity; ATP binding
Source: RefSeq, a predicted model, not a curated record
AUGGCCAUCUUCUCAAAACCAAUCAGGCUUCCUGAAGCCCAGCGGAGGCCUGUAUACCUGGCACUCUUUGUCUUGCUGCUACUCCGAUCCAGGCUGGUUUCUAUCGGCAAGGAAGGCAUCAAGGUCGUAGCGUCGCGGGCAAAGGGAAAGCAGAAGCAGAAGAAACUGGAUCCUGAGCAGAAUCUCCAGGUUCUGCAGCAGGUUUAUGAGCAGGACCCGAACGAUGACGAGUCCAAGGUCCUGUUGGUCCCAUACCGCGGAAAGGUCGUCAAGGUUCCAAUACGCCCAAUACCCCAGGAGAAGUUCGAAAAGGACAAGAAACACUUCCCAUUACUCCCAGUUCAAACCAAGACCAAACCCAAUAUCGACUUUGCAUUCGUGAGACAACUGACCGCCAUCCUCACUCGCAUCGUUCUGCCGCCUUCCAGUUGGAAAGGAGAAGGUCGAAGUCCGCUAUGGAAGAGCAAAGAGGUUGCACUCAUUGCUCUGCAUUCCGGAUUCCUUGUCCUCCGAACAUACCUCAGUAUCUUGGUCGCCAAAUUAGACGGAAGGAUUGUGAGGGAUCUCGUGAAGGCGGACGGCAAAGGGUUCCUCAAGGGACUUGGGCUUUGGUUCCUGCUCGCCAUCCCUAGCACUUAUACCAACUCGAUGAUUCGCCAUCUCCAAUCCCUGCUCUCGCUGUCCCUGCGAACACGAUUGACGCGCUAUGUGCACGAUCUCUACCUCUCCUCCUAUCCCGAUCUACGGUACUACCGUGUAUCGGGCCACUCGACAGACGACGACUCGAAACCCUCUGCAGGUCUCGACGGCGUCGAGCAGUAUAUCACUGCUGACGUUGAAUCCUGGGCAGUAGCUCUCUCAGGAAUCUACGGCAACCUUCUCAAACCAUCACUGGAUCUUCUCCUCUUCACGUGGCAACUCUCGAGGUCACUGGGCGUCCGGGGCUCCGUACUGCUGUUCGUCAACUACUACGCGACUGUGGCUCUGCUCCGAGCCGUCACCCCCGCCUUUGGCCGUCUCGCCACCAUCGAGGCCAAGCUCGAGGGCGAAUAUCGACGAGGUAUGGGUCGAGUUGGUCGGGAAAGCGAAGAGAUUGCAUUCUACAAUGGAGGCUUCCGAGAGCGUGAUAUCCUCACGAAGGCCUAUCUUCGCCUCAUCAAGCACGUCAACUCCAUUUACAAGAUCCGUGUCGCGUACGAGUGGACAGAGGACUACGUUAUCAAGUACCUCUGGUCCGCUGCUGGCUACGCCCUCAUCGCUGUUCCUCUGUUGUUCACUCGCACCAAACGCUCGCUUGGUAUCCAGACGACGACCAAGGACGAAGCCCGCGAACGGGCAAUCAAGGACGAUGCUAUUGCAGGCCGAACAGAGACCUACAUUUCCAACCGGCGUCUGCUCCUUUCGCUGGCAGAUGCAGGUGGCCGUCUCAUGUACGCCUACAAGGACCUCCUCGAACUCGCCGGUUUGACCACCCGCAUCUAUACCCUCGUCUCUACCCUCCACCAACUCCCACCCCUCCCCCAGUCCGUCCAGAUCAACGCACCCGCAGGCAGCGUCGAGCACGAAUCCAUCUCCCUCAAGAACGUCAAUGUCCGCGUCCCCUCCGCGGACGAAGACUCUGGAGAGAUCGACCUCGUUUCCAACCUCAACCUCACCAUCCAGCCCGGCGAGCAUCUCAUGAUUACCGGAAGCAAUGGCGUGGGCAAGACUGCCGUUGCCCGUGUUUUGGCUGGUCUCUGGCCCGCUUUUGGCACUGACUCCUCUGUCUAUCGACCUUCGCCCUCUGAUGAGGAACUCGAGAACAACAAACCCCGCCAGACCCUCUUCGUCGUCCCUCAGCGCUCGUAUAUGGUCACCGGUUCCCUGCUCGAGAACGUCAUCUACCCCGAUACCUACUCCGACUUCCUCAAAUCCGGCAAGACCGAAGAAGACCUCCAGAAGAUCUUGGAAAGUGUGUUCUUGGGGUACUUGAAGGAGCGUGAGGGCGGGUGGACGACCAGGAAGGAGUGGAGGGACGUGCUGAGCGGCGGUGAGAAGCAGAGGUUGGGUCUGGCUCGCGUGUUCUACAAACGCCCCCGGUUUGCGGUGUUGGAUGAGUGCACGAGUGCGGUGUCGAGUGAUGUUGAGGGAAGGAUGUACGAGGCUGCCAAGUCUCUAGGUAUCACCUUGAUUACCAUCUCUUUGCGACCUUCAUUGAUGAAGUACCACACCCAACUCUUGACCCUGACUGGGGAGGGUACCGGUGAAUGGACCCUGUCGCGGCUCGGAACCGCCGAGGAGAGGCUGAGCGUCGACCGCGAGAUCCACUUGCUCGAAGCCAAGCUCGCCGAAGUCGACCAAUGGGAACGCCGUGUCGCCGAAUUGGAGAAGCUCCUUGGGCCUGAAGGUGCCGAAUCAUCGUCUGAAGACCGGGAGGAUGCUGUUAGUGAGGCGGGCGUUUCGGAGACGGAGAGUGCUGUCGCUGUGACUGCUAGUAUGCUGGAGGAGGAGCAGUGA